This is a messenger RNA of Vicia faba (fava bean), 342 nucleotides long. NCBI's taxonomy places the organism in Eukaryota, Viridiplantae, Streptophyta, Magnoliopsida, Fabales, Fabaceae. The record is from the annotation of a GenBank genome assembly.
AUGUACAGAGAUAUCAUCAACCAGUUAGUGAAAAUGUAUCAGGAAUCUCAGUUGGACAACCACAUAUCUGUUUACGAUGGAAGAAAAAGCUUAUUUACUACUAGGGUGUUACCUUUUAACUCCAAGGUUUUUGUGGUUAACUUGACUGAUGAAAAUAGAGGAUCCACUUCUGAUUCUUUUGAUUGGAAAAAGCGUGAGCGGGAGUUUAAGGUUACUAUACAGUUUUCUUCCAAGACGGAUCUCUACCACCUUACCCAGUUUCUCCGUCGUAUGCAACCAGAUUGUCCUUAUGAAACCAUUCAAGCUCUUGACAUUGCUUUAAGGGCAACUCCAUCUGAGUAG